Messenger RNA from Pelecanus crispus (Dalmatian pelican), 562 nucleotides. The record is from RefSeq and is a predicted model, not a curated record. Lineage: Eukaryota; Metazoa; Chordata; Aves; Pelecaniformes; Pelecanidae.
AGAUUCGAGCUGCUAAUCUCAGUGGAGACUGUACACUGAUGAAUGAAAUAGCCAGGUUUAAAUUUGGAUUGAAAGGACACCAUCAGACUUGCGUACGAGACAGAGCAAUUCGUUCCAUUCUGGCUGUUAGAAAAGUUAGCAAAGAAACGGCAGAAAAAGCUGUGGAUGAAGUUUUUGAUGCCUGCUUCAACGAUCUGGAACCUUUUGGAAGAAUCCCGCACAGUAAAACAGAUGCAAAACGUGCUUAUAGAGACUUUCAGAACAGAGAUCGCUAUAAUGCUAAUUUGUAAAGGAAAAAAACAUGAAAAUUAUGUUAAUAUCUGAUUGUUCUGUAACAUCUGGAGUUACAGUCUAUGCACACAGUGCUGGUGGAGAGGGCAAUUCUAUCAAAUGUAUCAAUUAGUUUUGUAAACUUUUUCCAGGAGCCAACUUCCAUGGAAGUAAAGUAAAUGAACAAAACUAAAAAGCGUGUUUCCUCACCUGUUAUUCCAGGAAGAUAAUUUAGUACACCAAAUGACUUGUCAAAUAAUGAUCUGCAUAUUUCAAUGCACAUUUAAUUCUG